AUGCCAAAGGAUCCGCACAAGAAGAGAAGCCAGAGUGAAGCACCCAGGAGCUCAAAGCUCUUUCACUCGACCGACCGUCCAAGCCGGUCAAGCCGAGACGCCCCGUCCGCCAGCUAUGGUCACCCGUCGCAUAGACCCUCGCGCCUAUCUCAGGUCACAAAUGCGGCCGAUAUAAGUGACGUUGACGCCCAGGCCGAGGUUCUCAGCUCCCUGCGCUUCUCGCCAGAACUGUCAUCAGUCCCGCUCUCAUUCGACACAAUCUCUGCUUGGAUCAAGCAGGGCGGGCAACUGGAAUCGUUGGACGACACGACACUCGAGAUGCUACUGUCUCAGUACAUUGGGCCGAAAGGUGGGCGACCACAAAGGCAGAGAUUCCAAGCCCCCACGGUGGUCCCUCCGCCCGCGCCCAUGCUAGAGGAAGAGGACGAGGAAGAUGGUGGGGUCCCUUUAAGUCAGCCGCCAUCGCCCUCCAGUCGGCACAGGAACAAAGGUAGAGGUCGGGCUCGAUAG
Akanthomyces muscarius is the source of this 510-nucleotide messenger RNA. RefSeq lists its product as uncharacterized. The transcript has a single exon. Bases 1 to 510 code for a protein of 169 amino acids. NCBI's taxonomy places the organism in Eukaryota, Fungi, Ascomycota, Sordariomycetes, Hypocreales, Cordycipitaceae. The record is from RefSeq and is a predicted model, not a curated record.